Molecule: messenger RNA, 461 nt
Organism: Aureobasidium pullulans EXF-150
Lineage: Eukaryota; Fungi; Ascomycota; Dothideomycetes; Dothideales; Saccotheciaceae
Product: dolichol-phosphate mannosyltransferase subunit 3
Exons: 3
Coding region: 11-289 (92 amino acids)
Biological process (GO): GPI anchor biosynthetic process
Cellular component (GO): dolichol-phosphate-mannose synthase complex; endoplasmic reticulum membrane
Source: RefSeq, a predicted model, not a curated record
UACCGCAAAAAUGACAAGGGCUACUCAGACCAUUUCCAUCUUCUUGCUGCUCUCUUCCCUCUACCUGGCCCUCUUCCUUGGCCUGAUCCCCCUGCCGACGAAGCUUCAGGAGGAUAUUAUUCCCUACGUCCCCUUCUGGGCCCUCAUCUCCUUCGGCGCCUAUCUCCUUGGCAAACUCGGCUACAAUGUCAUGACCUUCCACGACGUCCCCGAGGCUCACAAGGAGCUUAUGGCUGAGAUUGAUCUCGCUCGCGCAGACCUGAAGAAGAUGGGUGUUGAGGUGGAUUAGAUGCGAUAUGCGACGUGUGGGACAACAAGACAGCAAGAGCCCGGUUGCACAGGGUCACAUUUGUUCUCGGCGUAACAGCAGACGCCAAUGGUAUUAGGAGCUGAAGAGGGCGUUACAGGGAAAAAGUCUAUGUAUACAUACUCGUACUCCGAGAUUAGGUUGUUCUACCACA